Molecule: messenger RNA, 1377 nt
Organism: Danaus chrysippus (African queen)
Lineage: Eukaryota; Metazoa; Arthropoda; Insecta; Lepidoptera; Nymphalidae
Source: the annotation of a GenBank genome assembly
AUGGCAUCAGUAUCAAACACGGGUGGUGGCGCAGGUAGCGGCAGCGGGAGUGACUGCGAUGGAGAUGAGCAGGAGGACCCCUCCUCAUCUAUACAGACAGUGUCGGAGACCAAACAUCUGUUGGAACGGGUGAACUUGGAUGAUGGGAAAAACAAUAUUGAAGAUGAAUUAGAAGUUUUUCGACAGCAAUGGCAGAGAGAACUUGAAUCUUCACCAUACAAGGGAGGUCAGUCUUCGGUGAAACCGGAAAAGAUUCAUAAAGAGCCUCUCACUGACGAGGAAGAGGCAAAACAAUUAUUUCUUCUUGGUGUUGAAUUUGAGAGAAAUGGAAAAUUAUAUGAAGCGAUUCAGCAUUACAAGCGAGCUAUACAAAUUCUUCCCGAUGUUGAGAGCAGGUUAUAUGAGGAAACAGACGGCAGACCUGACCCUCCGGAAGUUGAGUCUGAGAUGCAGGAGGUGAGUCGUGUUGAUAACAAUGAAGAUGAUGAUGAUGACGUUAUAGAAGGAGAGGACUUACUGUCUCGACUACAGAGGAUUGUGGCAAAGAAGGGAUACCUCUUAGAAAUGGCACACCCUACAAAGGGUGGUCACAUCUCAUGGUUGCCGUAUGAAGUGAUCCAGCUGGUGCUCCGCUGGGUGGUGGGGGCGGAGCUCGACGGCGCCUCCCUGGAGCGUGUGGCCGCCGUCUGUAGGGGGCUGUAUGUAGCGGCACGGGAGCCCGACAUAUGGCGCUGUCUGUGUGUCAAGACAUGGGGUAUAGAAUGUGGCACGCCGCGUGUGCAUGGUUACCCUACGUGGAGACAGAUGUACAUAGAGCGAGCGAGAUUGAACCUUAACGGAGUGUACAUAAGCAAGACCACGUACGUGAGACACGGAGAGAACAAUUUCCAGGACCAAUUCUAUAGGCCGUGGUACCUGGUCGAUUAUUACAGAUAUCUUAGGUUCUUCCCCGAAGGCCUGGUCCUUAUGUGGACCACAGCAGACGAGCCAGCGUCGUGUGUGGGACACUUAAGACACCGGGACACCAAGAACAGUCUGGGGAUAUUGUCUGGACACUACCGACUGGUGGGAGACACGGUGGCCAUAGUAAUAAAGAAGGCGUGUGAGAAGCGAGUGUCGCAGGCGAGCGGCAGGUACAGAUCGAGGAGGAAGGAGGUGGUCGAGCAACAGGAACAGAUCUUCCAUCUGGACUUGGAGCUAGGAAGUGUUCGUUCCCGUCGUAACAGUAAGCUCGUGUGGCGCCGGUACUUGGUGACGACCGGUCGCGACCACUGGACCUCCUUCGACCUGCUCCCCAACAAGUUCCCGCCCUUCACGUUCAGUAGAGUGAGGGCUUUUACUGCUGACACCGCCGCGCCGCUUAUGGGGACCACUUAG